GCGGCUGCGGCAGAGGGAGAAGGGGAUUGGAGAAAUUCCAGGUUCCGGAUUCUUUGAUCGGGCACAAAAGGGAUAGUUGGCGAAGUUUGGGUGCUGGAUUGGACGAUCCGGUUAAUUAUGUCUUCGGCGGUGGCAACGACCGGAGGGGGGAGGGCCGGUGCGGCCAAGCCUUUGGCCGGGAAGGUCAAGAAAGAGAGCGGCGGAGGUGAGGGGAAAGGCGUCUCGGCGUUGGAUACGAAGAAGAAGAUCGAAGCUUCGGGGAAAACGACUACGGUCGUCAGGCCGAAAUCUGCAACGGUGGUGGUGAAGUCCGAGGUCAAAAUAGCAACAACCGCAUCCAGUGCCUCCAAAACUGUGACGAAAACCAAAACCAGAGCCAAAACCGAGAAGAAAGUGUAUUCUUUGACUGGCCAGAAGUAUGAUCCUCCUGAAGAGAGAGAACCCUUGAGGAUAUUCUACGAAUCACUGUCGAAACAAAUUCCAUCAAGUGAAAUGGCACAAUUCUGGAUGAUGGAACAUGGCUUGUUGUCUCCUGAAAGAGCGAAAAAGGCAUACGAUAGGAAGUUGAAGAGGCAGUCACAGCAGAGAUUGGGUACACCUAUUAAACCCAAGCAUGACAGACCAGAGAGCUCCAAGAAACCUCUACCUCAAUCCAAGAAUGGAGAUGCUAAAGCAAGAAGAAGAGUUGAUAGUGAUGACGAUGAUUUCCCUGUCAAACAAAAGAAGGCUAAGAUCUAACAAGUAGAGAGUACAUAAUCCAAUUGUAGAGUCAGGCAAUGCCAUAGUUCCUGGCAGAUGAGAUUAGUUGAAGAUCCAGUACCAGAAACUCAAAAAGUGAAGGGGAAUGGAGAUUUAGAUUAGCUCAUUAUUCUCGUUGAGAGGGAUGAUUAAAAAUAGGGCAUUUUUCUCUUUAAAUUGUAUUCUCAUAUUCAUGUCAGAUAAUAAUUAAUGAUGUGUUGUUGUUGUGGAUCAUGUGAGAUGCUUAGAGUAACAAUAUCUUGAUAUCAAUUGGCUAAUAAAUUUGGUUUUUAUGAUA
This is a messenger RNA of Zingiber officinale, 1036 nucleotides long. RefSeq lists its product as uncharacterized. The transcript has 4 exons. The record is from RefSeq and is a predicted model, not a curated record. Bases 118 to 738 code for a protein of 206 amino acids. NCBI's taxonomy places the organism in Eukaryota, Viridiplantae, Streptophyta, Magnoliopsida, Zingiberales, Zingiberaceae.